GUACCCGGAGAUCACAUGCAUGAGACCUAGAGACAACGUACCGAGGAUAACCCCAAAUUCCUGUAGCUCCUGAGAUCACAAGGAGAGUAGGAUCAGCGUGGAGGCUUGGGGAGAGAUUCUGUGGCCUGUAUGCGGUGUGCUGCCUAAGAGAAACAGGAGACCAUGACAGCCACGCUAACACUUGAAACCAUGGCCAGUGGAGAGGAAUAUGAGCCGAGGAACUGUGUGGUGUGUGGAGACAGAGCCACGGGUUAUCAUUUCCAUGCCCUGACUUGUGAGGGCUGCAAAGGCUUCUUCAGACGAACAGUCAGCAAAAACACUGGUCCCAUCUGUCCAUUUUCUGGAAGCUGUGAGGUCAGCAAAGCCCAGAGACGCCACUGUCCAGCCUGCAGGUUGCAGAAGUGUCUAAACGCUGGCAUGAGGAAAGACAUGAUCCUGUCAGCAGAAGCCCUGGCAUUGCGGCGAGCCAGGCAGGCACAGCGGCGGGCACAGAAAGCAUCCCUGCAGCUGAGUCAGGAGCAGAAAGAGCUGGUCCAGACCCUCCUGGGGGCCCACACUCGCCAUGUGGUCCCCAUGUUUGGCCAGUUAGUGAAGUUCAGGCCUCCAGCCCACCUGUUCGUCCAUCACCGGCCCUUCCCCACUCUGGUCCCCGUGAUGCCACUGCUCACACACUUUGCAGAUAUCAAUACUUUCAUGGUGCAGCAGAUUAUCAAAUUUACCAAGGAACUGCCCCUUUUUCGGGCCCUACCCAUGGAGGACCAGAUCUCCUUGCUCAAGGGAGCGGCUGUGGAAAUACUGCACAUCUCACUCAACCUUACUUUCUGUCUUCAAACGCAGAAUUUCCUCUGUGGGCCUCUAUGCUACAGAAUGGAAGAUGCGGCCCAUGUAGGGUUCCAGUGGGAAUUUUUGGAUUUGAUCAUCCGCUUCCAUGGAACAUUGAAACGACUAAAACUCCAGGAGCCCGAGUAUGUGCUCAUGGCUGCCAUGGCCCUCUUCUCUCCUGACAGGCCUGGAGUCACCCAGAGAGAAGAGAUUGAUCAGCUGCAAGAAGAGAUGGCACUGAUUUUGAACAACUACAUCAUGGAACAGCAGAGGCCCCAAAGUCGGUUUCUGUAUGCAAAGCUGAUGGGCCUGCUGGCUGAGCUCCGGAGCAUAAACAAUGCAUACUCGUAUGAAAUACAGCGAUUCCAGGGACUGACUGCUAUGAUGCCGCUGCUUGGGGAAAUCUUCAGCUGAGGCCCAGGCUGGCCUCCUUCCCCAGACCCCCUGGGACACACUGGACUGGCAAGGGGAAAUUGCUGGUGCCCAAAAGGGGACCAGCUAAAAGGAGCUCAGUGGCAGCAAUGAAACACUGAACAGUA
This is a messenger RNA of Microtus ochrogaster (prairie vole), 1361 nucleotides long. RefSeq names its product nuclear receptor subfamily 1 group I member 3 (gene Nr1i3). Bases 163 to 1236 code for a protein of 357 amino acids. Gene Ontology annotation, biological process: negative regulation of transcription by RNA polymerase II; positive regulation of transcription by RNA polymerase II; cell differentiation. NCBI's taxonomy places the organism in Eukaryota, Metazoa, Chordata, Mammalia, Rodentia, Cricetidae. Gene Ontology annotation, molecular function: nuclear receptor activity; RNA polymerase II cis-regulatory region sequence-specific DNA binding; zinc ion binding. The transcript has 9 exons. The record is from RefSeq and is a predicted model, not a curated record.